CAUUCAAACAAACAUCUCAUCGUAAUUAACUUCAUAAAUAUAGCUUAAUAUAAUAAAAUUAAAUAAAACACAAUGACGCAACCAAAUGACAACGCAAAUGGCAGGAAAAUUGAACAUCUGGAUGAUAUUGUAAACAAAAUCAACAUGGGUGACAAAAAGUUCCAUUCUGAAACGUCUCUCCAGAAUUUCGCUGAAGAAGAGGAGACACAAAGUCCACAUGUCAUUAAGGAUCCAGGGGUGCAUAAUACUACUAUUAGUAACGCCAUUCAUUCCGACGAACACUUGGUUAUGAGACGCACCAUGUCACAGCCAGGGCCGGUGUCGGGAGGUCUUGUGACUGCCACAGCAGCACGAGCCGCAAGAAAACGUGCAACCAGAUCCGUCAACUAUGCUGCUGAUCUUGACAUGAGUGAUUCGGACAGAGUACCCAGACUUGUUAUACAGAAAGCCGGAGACGAUUCAGGCACAGCCACGCCGACAGGUGAUAGAAACAGUCCAUUCCCUUCAAUUUACAAUAGCAACUACCGAAACGGAGACCUGAAGUCACUUAAUGGCUACAGACUUUAUCCGCCACCGAAUGGGACUCCGCGGAAGCGUUCUGAGGUCACGAUGGAUGCGCAAUCCUUAAGAUCUGUAGAGACUCAUGCGCCGCCGCCCACUGACCCUCAAGUAAAUAAAAAGUUGACAGGGAAAUAUGUGACAGAAAUAGCCGGCAGCAUGUAUGCUACAAUAUUGGUCACUCUCGGACUAAUAGUCCAUGUAGGAGACACAUUCGUAGAUGCUCCAGUCGCUGCGAUAUACUCAAUAGUACUAGCCAGCAUCGGUUUGUUAUACCACAUAUAUUUAAUAAUAGAUAUAAGUCGGUACAAAUCUUUGGCGUUGAAAAACCAAAAAAUCAGACAAGAUCAUGAAGCAAAGAUGGCAGACUUCUAUAGAAAACACGAGGAAGAAUUCGGCAUUACCGCUCCUGGAGAUCGUACUCCAAGCGAGGUAUACAAGCUUCCGCCUGGGCUACCACCGCCGCAAUUAAUCAAAUUGAAACAUGACUACUGCUUCAGCCAUGGCAGGCAUUCUGGUAGUUUCUACCUCAAAUUAGGCGCUGCUGGUUUCGCUUUUGGUAACCUGGUCCAUGCUGUACUGCUUAUCACUGCCCAACUGGGCUUUAUAUUCGAUGACAAUAUUGAAAAUGAGUAUUGCGUGGAAUACGUACAAGUUGCUAUGGACUUCUUCAACCCUAUCUACUGCUUCGUCCAGCUUUUCUUCGUGUUUAAAUACUCUAACGUCAUCAUUUUGAAACAUCAAGGCAUAGCUUGUAUUGCGUUUAUGCACAUAAUCGGUAGCAGCCUUUGUUUCUGGAUAUCGGCUAUAGUGCGUGAAACUAUACUUGCAUUGACGAUGUAUGCUCAGUCUAUCUACGGAAAACAAGAUGAAAACUUUCAUGAACUUAAUAAUUAUACAUCUCUUGAACCUAAAGUAGGUGGCUUCAUAAAUAUAGGCGAUUUAUAUGACGAGAAUUGUGUGGGAUCGUCAGCUAUCACCGCCAUCGUUGAAAGCUUCUCUCCAUAUUUGUAUCCGUUCAGUGUAGAAUUUAACAUUCUCAUUGUGGCGGUGUAUUAUAUCAUAUGGAGUAAUAUUGGUCACUGCAACAAUGAAGAACCUUCCGGAAAUUCUGAGACUCAAGCUUCAGUUGAUGACUCAUAUUCAAUUUGCAAAAUCCCAACGGCGAAUGAAGACAACGACUACACAAGUAACAUAGUAAUACACGCUGACUGCCACGCCUCCAACAAGGGUCUGUUCUUAGGCCUGAUUAUUAUGGUCGUUAUCAUGGGAAUGCUUAUCAUUGGUUUCGUAUUCAGUAGCGUCGGCGGAGAAUUCCUGGAAUUAGGCUAUCUUCUUAACGAUGCAACGAAACUAGCCUUGCAUACUGUAAUGCUUUUCGCCGUCAUCUUGGCCUUCGCUCAAAUAAUCAAAUUGGACAUCAAUGAGCAUUCGAUAUCACUCCUUGAUGACAUUCUUCUCUUCGUUUGCUUGCCUCCCUUUGUUAUGGAAGCCGUUUUCUCCUUGAUUGCCACGCUUACCAUCCUCAACGUUGUAAAGAGUAUUGACUUUUGUAUAAUGGUUGUGCAAGUCCUCAUACAAACGCCGUUGAUUAUGGAUGCUUUGCGGCGAUGUAGUAACACCAGGAAGUUAAGACAGUCGAAGCCUGGUAGGGAGGUAAUAAUGUUACUCAUUAUCACCAAUGUCGCAAUGUGGGUAUUCUACACAUUCUCCUACAAAUCCCCGGACAGUCUUGAUGAAAGGUACACCUUUUACGGUAAGGUAGUCUGGACGAUCCUCGGACACGUAAGUCUACCACUCAUCAUGUUUUAUAGAUUCCACUCCAGCGUAUGCUUCGCUGAUAUUUGGGACUCUGCGUAUAAACCCGGCUCAGAACAUUGAUAACAUAAUAAGGCGAUUUGUAAUAAUGUAUAUAUUAGCAUUUUUUGCAACCUGUGCCUACUAUUUUUGAGUUUAUCCUGGCAACUCACGUUUGCCAGGAAGAAAUUGCUAUGAACUAAUAAGGUCAAUGGGCAAAAUAAAGAAUACCUUUUAUUUGUCAUUGGAUUUUAUUUUGUGUACAAUAAGGAGUAUUUGUAUUGUAUUGUAUUGUAUUUAUUAAGACUGUGCUGUUAUUAAUGUUAUUGUAGGUAAUGGUAAGUUGUUCGUGUAGAUUUAGAUUACUCUGUAGAUUGCAUUACUAUAAGUUCCAGAUAUACGUAUAGUGUAAUAUUAU
Molecule: messenger RNA, 2773 nt
Organism: Hyposmocoma kahamanoa
Lineage: Eukaryota; Metazoa; Arthropoda; Insecta; Lepidoptera; Cosmopterigidae
Product: proton channel OtopLc-like
Exons: 15
Coding region: 73-2439 (788 amino acids)
Biological process (GO): proton transmembrane transport
Cellular component (GO): membrane
Molecular function (GO): proton channel activity
Source: RefSeq, a predicted model, not a curated record